AUGGCCGCUUCAGCACGAACUCGUCUUUCAACCCUAGAGUCUCUCCCCGUCGAAAUCAUCCAACACAUUUUCUUCCAUGCGUUCGAGGUCAACAUGCCACGGUCGUCGCCAUACCUCGCUCACGCCCUCUCCAAGCCAUCCAUUUACAAUGCGCUCAUUUUGUUGGCUUAUUUCGACGACGACUACGAAGCCCCUGUCGAUCCUCAGCACUUCCUCCCGGCGGAGUAUCGGCCCAUUCACCUUGAAGACAAGAUCCGGCUACAGCAAGCAAUUUUAGGUUGCAGGUGGUUCACUGUGGAUCUUCUCAAGUCACGCAUGCCGGUUCUCAGUCGCUUACAGUUGGUGCAAGCAUGGCACCGUGAGUACAAGAAAGAACAAAAACUCCUUGCCGACGAAAGUGUCCACUCUUCCAACCCACGAAUCCCUGCUCGCUUCACAGCCAUUGGAGAUCUUCCUGAUCUGGACGAUGAAGCCAGCAUGAAUGCACACUUCUUAGCCAAACUCGAGCCUCCAUUCUACCAUGACCUAAGUGGUCCUGACCGAGUGCCACCACAACGCCCUCGACCUCCGCACUAUCGAUUAAUUGGCCCAAUUGGCGAUGCCAACACGCUUCCACGGAUCAUGGAGUGGCGGAUUAUCUCAGAAUCAGGACAACUGACGAAACGACCCGAUAUUGGAACCAGUAUCCUAGCGGCACGCGUCAUUCCGGACAGAGUGCUGCGGGUGGCGAAGUGGACAGACCAGCGACUGGAACUCGUCCAACUCCUGCGUCAGGGUAUGCGCUUCCUUACUACUGAUCAUGUCCUUGUCAUCUCCGCCGCAGCACUGUUCGAUGGAAUGGCCACUGCAAUCGACGCAGGCAAUGAGAAGGCGCUGCUGGUCUUGCUGGAGUUGCACAAUGCCGCGAUGCCACUGCGAUCAGAAGAUAGUGUCGAAUUCUUUGACAGUGCCAGACCCGGCACUCGAGGUUGGAUACGGCCGCACGCGCAUCCAUUGCCAUUACGACUGUUCCAUCUGGUAUGUGAGCGAGACCGACAUGGACACCAAGAGACAGAGACUGAAAUGCGACCUACCGGUUGGCCCAACUUGACAGCACGACUCUUAUCACUUCUCAUCCGUGGAGGCUUAAGCAGCAUUCCCAACGACGAUCCAGUCCUCACGCGCUGGGCAACUCACACUGCUGAGAACCCGUCGUCCUUGGCAGAAGACGUCCUUCUCGCCCGCUGGUUGAUCCGUGACAUGGCGGGUUCUUCUGGGUAUGGAAAUGAUGGAGAUCCUCGGCUGUUCGUCGAUGGGGUGUGGUCACGACCAUGGCGUGGCGAUGCUGCCGACCGCACGCACGCAUACCCUUUCGCUGAACAUACCUUCACAGACGAGAUAGGCUACUUGUACGAGGGGAGUCAAGCUACUCCUGUGAGAGCACUGGAUGGUGGACCGUGCGGGUAA
Exophiala viscosa is the source of this 1446-nucleotide messenger RNA. RefSeq lists its product as uncharacterized. Lineage: Eukaryota; Fungi; Ascomycota; Eurotiomycetes; Chaetothyriales; Herpotrichiellaceae. The record is from RefSeq and is a predicted model, not a curated record. The transcript has a single exon. Bases 1 to 1446 code for a protein of 481 amino acids.